AUGCCGCGCGGCAAAGAGCUUUCGCCUUCAUUACAGUCUCGAAUAUGCAAAUUAAAGAGACAAGGUUAUUCCUACCAUCAAAUUCAGAAGCAGUUUCCCCAUAUUCCCCUUAGAACGAUCAAAACGACGUGCCGCCGCGAGGCACAACGGGGAGAGGAAAAUUUUUCUCUGCCUCGAUCGGGCGCGCCGCGCAAGCUCACAGAAGAGCAACGAGAUCAAAUUUAUAAUGCCGUCACGACCGAUCCACACAUAACUAUGCGAGAUUUACUUGAUUCCGUUAAUAACGCAGUCAAAUUACGGUCUCUUCGAUACCUUUUACGUGAGAUGAACAAGAGAAAAUGGAUGCAGAAAAAACGAGUCGCUCUGACGCCGCUACAGGCUCGCAAGAGGCUCCAAUGGGCCACAACAUAUCAGGGCAUCGAUUGGAGGCGUGUGAAAUGGAGUGACGAGUGCAUGGUGCGCCGCGGUCAGGGCUUAAGACCUAUUUGGACCUUCUUAUCGCCUCGUGAAGCUCUUCGCGUACAAGAUGUGAGGGAGGCAAGGAGGCAAGGCGCCGUUCGGCAGAUGUUCUGGGCUGCCUUCGGUCACGAUUCUCGUACGCCGUUAGUGCCUCUUGUUGGCAACGUCAACGCCAUUGGCAUACAUCAUCUUUAUUCCUACAUCUUGCCUUGGUUUCUCCAAGCCGGCGAUAUCUUCAUGCAUGAUAACGCGUCUGUACACACCGCCCGGAUCGUCAAAGCCCUCCUGGAAGAGCUCCGGGUCGAGCUGAUGACUUGGCCGCCGUAUUCGCCUGAUUUGAACCCUAUAGAGAAUCUGUGGGCGCUGAUGAAGGCAGAGAUAUAUCGGUUACAUCCGGAACUGACUCACGCAGAGGAUACAGUCGCUACGCAACAUGCCCUAGUCUUAGCUGCGAUGGAAGCUUGGGAUAGUCUCCAAGAUACAGUAUUGAAGAACCUUUGCGAUACAAUGCCAAACCGCGUUACAGCUAUAAUUGCCGCAGAGGGUUGGUACACGAAGUAUUGA
Fusarium fujikuroi IMI 58289 is the source of this 1023-nucleotide messenger RNA. RefSeq lists its product as uncharacterized. Gene Ontology annotation, molecular function: DNA binding. Lineage: Eukaryota; Fungi; Ascomycota; Sordariomycetes; Hypocreales; Nectriaceae. The coding region runs from base 1 to 1023 and encodes 340 amino acids. Gene Ontology annotation, biological process: DNA transposition; DNA integration. The record is from RefSeq and is a predicted model, not a curated record. The transcript has a single exon.